ACUUCUAAGAAACUGAGUGCAGAAAUACAGAAAGUUAGAGAGUAUGAGAAGUUCAGUUGGGUUGAGGCAAUGGUCUCAACUCAUCUAUGCAAUUGCAUUUUGCAUAAUUGCUAGCAGUGUUGCUGCUGAUGAUAAGCCUUACUAUGAAAGCCAACCACCAUAUGCCUAUAAGUUAUCACUACCUACAUAUAUCUACAACUCUCCUCCUCCACCAUCCCUCUCACCACCACCACCACCUCCAUCACCUUCACCUCCUCCUCCACCAUCUCCUUCACCACCACCAGCUCCAUCCCCUUCACCUCCUAUUCCACCAUCUCCCUCACCAUCCCCUCCUCCAUCACCACCACCUCCAUCCCCUUUAGGGGUGUUCAUGGUUCAUGAACUGAACUGAACCAAACCAUAUUUAUGGUUCAGUUCAGUUUGCAAAAACCAUUUCAAUAAAAAUACAAUUAAUUGUUAAA
Molecule: messenger RNA, 461 nt
Organism: Vicia villosa (hairy vetch)
Lineage: Eukaryota; Viridiplantae; Streptophyta; Magnoliopsida; Fabales; Fabaceae
Product: sulfated surface glycoprotein 185-like
Exons: 1
Coding region: 44-391 (115 amino acids)
Source: RefSeq, a predicted model, not a curated record